AUGAGCUCAGUUGUUAGCUUGGCACGGGAUUGGGCGACUGCCCUUCAUAUCCCCAAUAUUCUACAGGGUUUAACGGGUGGUAUGCGUAUUACACUGGUGCCUAUAUUUGCCCGUCAACUUGGUUCUUCUGAUGCUCUUUUAGGAGUUAUCAUUGGAUCUGCUGGAGUAUCGAAAGUUUUUCUUGAUAUCGUUUUUGGUUUUGCCACUUCUGCGUAUGGUUGUCGUAUGAUCAUGAUGGCUGGAAUGGUGGUGAAUCUUCUUGGUAUAAUUGUGGCUGUUCUUGCACAGUCACCUUUUCACCUUAUUUUCGCAUCAUUACUAUGGGGAGCGGGUAUUGGGGCAUUCUUUGUUUCUCGCCAUGUGUUUAUUGCAAAGGCUGUUCCUAGAAAUAUUCGUGGUCGUCUCAUGUCUAUGAUUGGUGGAGAGAUUCGCUGGUGUUCUUUUGCGGGUCCGGCGUUGGGAGGAAUUCUUGUAGAUUACUCUAAUGUUCGCCUCGCUGUGCUUUUAAUGUUUCCCAUGGCUCUUGGAUGUGCAUGUGUUGUGUCAGCAAGUGAAAAGAUACGUGAAGUAGAUGCUCAAAAACAAGAUUCAGAGGAAAGUACUAGUAUAAGUAAGGAUCUUAAUGCUAUGAUGACCGCUUUUUGGAGAUAUUGGGAUGUUUUAAUACGUGUAGGAGUAUAUUCUUUUAAUAUUAUCUCUUUGAGACAAGGUCGUGGUAUGUUAUUAACACUCGCAGCCAUGAAUAUGGGACUUUCUGCUUCUAUGGUGGGUACUGUGUUAAGUUUAUCUUAUGUUGUAGAUGCUACCUUCUUCUUCCUUGGAGGAUAUAUUAUGGAUCAUUUUGGACGUAAGUAUGCGGCUAUCCCUACUACAAUAAAUUUGGGAAUUGCUUUCCUUUUACUAAGUCACUCAAAUAACUUUACCUCUCUUAUUUUUACUGCUUUUUAUUUUGGUUUGGCAGAUUCCACUGGUGCUGGUAUUUUAAUGACUCUCACUGCUGAUCAUUCACCACCUAGUGGCGGCGCUCCUUUUAUGGGACUCAUGCGAACUAUGCAAGACUCUGGACAAGUAUUUGGACCCAUUAUUUGUGGAUUACUUGUCCAACAUGUGAGUUUUUCAUGGGCUUGCUAUGUUAUGGCUAUUCUUGGUUUACUUAAUGGGGUUUGGGCAUGUAUUAUGAUACCAGAGAAGUCUUGCUCACAAGAAGAAGAAGAACAAUCAAGAGCUGCUGCUGCAAUGGAAGAAGCAGUGUCAUUAACUAAAAUAGAUAUGAAAGCGAAGAAAACUGAUGAUGCUGGGGAUAGUGAAGUGGUGGUAAUGGAUAUAUCAGUGAAAGAAUAA
Trypanosoma theileri is the source of this 1341-nucleotide messenger RNA. Its product is annotated as transporter. The transcript has a single exon. Gene Ontology annotation, molecular function: transmembrane transporter activity. The coding region runs from base 1 to 1341 and encodes 446 amino acids. NCBI's taxonomy places the organism in Eukaryota, Euglenozoa, Kinetoplastea, Trypanosomatida, Trypanosomatidae. Gene Ontology annotation, biological process: transmembrane transport. The record is from RefSeq and is a predicted model, not a curated record. Gene Ontology annotation, cellular component: membrane.